Messenger RNA from Ectocarpus sp. CCAP 1310/34, 3285 nucleotides. NCBI's taxonomy places the organism in Eukaryota, Phaeophyceae, Ectocarpales, Ectocarpaceae. The record is from the annotation of a GenBank genome assembly.
AUGCCUGCGCUGAUUGGAGAGUAUCUGGUAUCGUUCAAACCCGAAGUGGGUGCGCUUUCUUCCCCAGAUGCGUUCGUUUCAAAUGGUCUCCAGCGUAUUCCCCUUGCAGGUUGUGCCGAGCUCGAGCCGGGAGACGUAAUUGGAGUGUCUGCCGCGCCGCUACUACGAGUACCGGUGGAAACCCUGAAGGCGGCACCAUCUUCGAUUCCUACCGGCCCCACAACAUCUACAUCACCACCUCGGGUCAACGCCGUUGGCCCCAAGUCCGGGACUCACCGCUCUCCGGACCCAGCCUCCGCCCCGCCUCCUCCGAAGCCGCCUCCACAAGAACUACUCGACCGCUUCUCUGAGGCACAGCGCUCCAGCUUCAUGCGCUUGUGGGCUAGGCUGCCCGCACAUAUGCACGACAUCGCUUUCGAUCUACACAAUCCGGGAUGGACACCGGAGGCUAUUGAUCGUUUGGCCGACGCCCUUGUGGAAUAUUCUGACGUGUUCUCUACUUCGAAAACCGAUUUUGGUUCCUGCAACAUAAUGCCGUUCACGCUUUCUGUCCCAGCAGGGACGAAGCCCGUUGCAUCACGCCCGUAUCGUAUCAACCCGUUGAUGCAAAAGAAAGUGGAUGCCGUUUUGGACCAGUAUUUGGCGGCAGGGCUCAUUCAACAUUCCACAUCUCCGUGGGCUUCUCCUUUAGUUGUCAUCCCCAAGAAGGACGGAUCGGUUCGCAUCACCGUCAACUACAAACGUCUCAACGCUCUGGUGGAUUUGGAUGGACAACCCCUCCCUCGAGUGGACGACACUGUCCCGCCCACCGCCUUUUGCGCUCCCACGCAGUUGUUCGAAUGGCUUCGGAUGCCGCAGGGCGCCAACGCAAGUCCGUCUUGGUUCGUCAAGGUCAUCAACAGAGUGGUGCACGGUCUGGAGCGUGUGCUGGCUUAUCUGGACGAUGUCAUCUGUUUCGAUGAGGAACCUCUGGGACACGUGCUGAACUUGAUCGAGUUCUUCAAACGACUGCGACAGUACAACCUCAAACUGUCUCCAGGGAAGGGUCGCGUCGGCGCCACGCACGCCAACUUUCUCGGUCACACCAUCUCUCCGGCAGGUGUUAGCCCUGAUGGCGUCAAGGUUAGGGCGCUCACGCACACGCCGCCGCCGACGAAUGUUGAGCAGCUUCAGAGUCUUCUCGGUGGACUCAGCCACUACCGGAAAUUCCUCAAGAAUCUCGCCACCAAGGUGCGGCCUCUCAACUCUCUUCUCAAACAAGGCGUCCCCUUCAAGUACACCCCGGGCAUGGUCAAGGUUGUCAAAACGUUGUUAAGCGAACUCGCUCGCCCCCCGAUUUUGGUCUUCCCGGAUUGGGCAGCAAUCGAGGACAACAGCCGUCCUCUUCAUUUGUGGUCCGACGCGUGUAUCGACGGUUUUGGCGCCUCCUUGGAACAAGAACAGCUCGAUGGCUCGGUGAGACCCAUCGUGUACAUCAGCCGCGCUACUCUUCCUGCGGAGCGUAACUGGACCGUUUUGGAUCUGGAGGCUGGUGGCAUUGUUUGGGCCAUCAAACGCCUUCGCGGUUAUCUGUGGUCGACCAAGUUCAUCAUCUAUUCGGACCACAAAGCAUUGGAGAGCAUUGGCAAGGUUGGGGAACACAACGCUAGGGUGCAACGAUGGCUCGAAUUCCUGUCCAACUUCACCUACACCCUGAAAUAUCGAAAAGGUUCGGCAAACGGCAACGCGGAUUUUCUUUCGCGGUUGCCUUUACCAGCACAAGACACGGACAAAACCGGCCCCGACUGCAUUGAUAGUGUCGAUCAAGCGGGUGUUUUCCUCAUUUGGGCUUGCGGGCGCAACUAUCACUCGUCGUCUACACCGGAGGGGCCUGGUACGGUCGUCGGCGUCGACUUCUUCGGACCAGUGACUGCCAAGGGCAACUCCUACAUUUUGUUGUUCACAAACGAGAUCCACAUCGGACACAUCCCGCGACUCCCGCUUUCGGUCUUCGAUCGCCCCACGGUAGGUGGUCAUCAAAGAUUGGCCCGCGAUCAACUCGAGUAUUGCAACCUGGCUGUCGAUCGCCAGCGCCGGGCCUACGAACUUGUCCGUGAGUACAACGCGCUGAAGAUUUCGCGAGUCGAACGCCGAAAUUCAUCCCUGCUGGACGCCAUCCACAAGCUCCCUCAGUUUACCGUUGGCGGGUGGGCUUGGGUGUACAACACGGCUGCUACACUUCGACAGGGUGUGCAGAAGGACACGGACCAACAAUUGCUCAAGGUCAAAUUCGCACUUUCCUGGACGGGGCCCUACAAAGUUCUUGCAGUGGGUCCCACCUCUGCCGACGCCACUCCGGACGGCCGCCCGUUGGCGCAUAAACUCCUCUACCUGGACUUGACUUCCGAUCUUUCCGGCCCGGCAGCUCGUUGUCGCGUGUCUGUCCUUCGUUGCAAGCCCUGUCGCAAUCCGUACGAGACGGACGACUUGCCGCAAUCUCUGCCCGCCGAGCUUUCGCGUUAUGUUCUGCACUCUUUCGGAGAUAUAUGUCCACCUUUCCACGUCACCGCGGAUGAUGUGUCGGUGCCUGUCGGGCGCCUCGAGGUCGACUACAUCUCGGGACAUCAACUGGUGCGGGGCCGUAGCGGCGUUCUCGCUGUCCUGUACCAGACGCAUUGGGUAGGCCUGACUACUCCUUCAUGGGAACGGGAAUCCGACCUUGAUCUAUUCCGUCGACACAUCCUCUUGUACUGGUCCCGGGAGGCCUGUCAAAGCAAGCGGGAUAACCGUACAUAUCGAGUGGCUCGGACUCGCGCGGCACAGCGGGAGCUAGCCCGGAAUCGUGGAGAACGCUAUUUGCCUCCUGGGGCUGAUCUUGUGCUUAAUGCGACUUGGCUUCGCCGUUUCAGCACUUCGCCCCUCCCUGUUGGCGCGCGGCUGUGCAAGACGCAGAGCAUCGUGUCUUUGUCGACCGAAGCCGAGUACAUUGCUGUCGGGGAGGGCGUCAAGGAGGCGUUGUUUGUGCGUGCUGUGCUUUCGUUUGUUGCCCCAGAGACCAGUGGUAGCAGCAUCCAGGUCCUUGAGGACAACCAGGGGACCAUUGCGUUGGUGCAGAACCCUCUCAGCUCAGGUCGCACGAAACACAUCGACGUGCGGUUUCAUUUCAUCCGCGGAUUGUUCAGGUCGGGGGACAUUUCGGUCAAGUUUGUCCCGACAACGGAGCAACACGCGGACCUCCUCACCAAGGCCCUUAGCAGGGCCAGUCUGCAGUAUCACCGGCGCAAGCUGAUGAAUUUGCCGGAGUAG